This is a messenger RNA of Phragmites australis (common reed), 1029 nucleotides long. Its product is annotated as receptor kinase-like protein Xa21. The transcript has a single exon. The coding region runs from base 61 to 1029 and encodes 322 amino acids. NCBI's taxonomy places the organism in Eukaryota, Viridiplantae, Streptophyta, Magnoliopsida, Poales, Poaceae. The record is from RefSeq and is a predicted model, not a curated record. Gene Ontology annotation, molecular function: protein binding.
GUUCAUGCAUGGUUGUGCAUUGUGGCAGUUCAAAACAACCAUACAUAUGCAUCGGACAAGAUGUCUCGCUUAGCAUUCCACACCGCCUCCGUCCUGGUCCUGCCACUGCUCGCUUCCAUCGUCUUCUUCCUCCACUUCCUGGCCCUGUGUCCACACCCCGCAUCAGCGGCAGCCAGCAACGACUCCAAUGCCGAUCAGCGCGCCCUCCUCUGCCUCAAAUAUCAACUCCAUGACCCAUCAGGAGCAUUGGCCUCAUGGAGAAACGACUCUCUCGCGUACUGCCAGUGGCAUGGCGUGACAUGCGGCGGCAAGCGGCAUGCCUCUCGAGUCGUCGGGCUGGACCUUGAAUCGGAGAACAUCAUCGGCAACAUAUUUCCUUGCGUUUCUGACCUCAGUUUCCUCGCGAGAAUUCACAUGCCCAACAACCAACUCAAUGGCCACAUUUCCCAUGAAAUUGGCCGCUUGACCCGGCUUCAGUACCUCAACCUCAGCAUGAAUUCACUUAGUGGUGAGAUACCGCAGACGAUAUCUUCGUGCUCCCGACUCCAAACCAUCGAUCUAUACAGCAAUUCCCUCCAAGGUGAGAUCCCUCCAAGUCUUGCUCAGUGUUCAUAUCUUGAGAGUAUUAUUCUUAGCAACAACAAUCUUCAGGGAAGCAUCCCUCCACAGCUUGGCUUGCUUCCGAAUCUCUCUGCACUGUUCCUCCCUAGCAAUGAUCUCACAGGCAACAUACCAGAAUUUUUGGGGACUAGUAGAUAUCUCAAGUGGGUGAAUCUUCAGAAUAAUAGCCUUAGUGGAAGAAUACCUCCUUCUCUGUUUAACAGCACAACCCUUUCGUACAUAGAUCUGUCCCAGAAUGUUCUUUCUGGGCGUAUCCCGCCUUUUUCGCAGGCUUCAUCGUCACCACUGCGACACCUUAGCUUAACUGAAAAUGAGCUCUCAGGGGAGAUUCCCCACUCACUUGGUAACCUUCCUUCACUAUCUGUCUUGCUGCUUGCUCAUUAUUCUGAAGAAGAGAAGGAAAGCUAA